GAAUGGCGCUUUGCGCAUGCUCAAGCAGACUCCACUUUUGCACAAGAUGGCGGCACCCUGUAGGAAGCUUGCGAGGUCGGUGAUGUUUAAAGGUUUGUGUCAGAUCCCAGGCCGGUCACUAUGGACACAGAGGUGCCCGAUCAAGUUACAGGCUCUGAGGUGCAUUCCUCCCUGGUGUCUCACCCGACUCUACCGACCACUGACCACCACCAGGCCGACACUGAUCAGCACCAAAACAGAACAGCCGAGAAGCGCUGAUCAGCAGAAAACGACUGACACGCUGAAAGAGCAAAAGGAAGAGACUGAGGAGGAGGGACCAGUGUACAUCCCCACGAGAAAGGCCAAGAACCCCAUGAUGAAGAUCGGAUAUGCCUGGAUGAUAGGUCUCCCUGCAGGUAUAAUAGGGUUCAUCCUGAUGAAGAGAGAGGUGGAUAAGAACCGCCUGAAGCAGCUGAGGAUUCGCCAGCGGAUGAACAGAUCCAAUGAAGGAGAGUACGAGGGUAGCCGUUACCGUAACAACAGACUGGACUGAUACCAACUGCACUGAGAAGAUGUGUGUGUGUGUGUGUGUGUGUGUGUGCGUGCUUGACUGACUGACUGAAUGUGUAUGUCUGCAGCUUGUGUGUGUGUAUGUUCACUGCCUCUGCUACCAUUGGACUGAUGAAGCCUUAAAGAGACUUACUGAUGUAUACAAAUUAAAAACAGUUGUUGAGAGACA
Coregonus clupeaformis (lake whitefish) is the source of this 718-nucleotide messenger RNA. Its product is annotated as DUF4748 domain-containing protein. The transcript has 3 exons. The record is from RefSeq and is a predicted model, not a curated record. The coding region runs from base 17 to 532 and encodes 171 amino acids. Lineage: Eukaryota; Metazoa; Chordata; Actinopteri; Salmoniformes; Salmonidae.